CUGUUUAGAAGACUUUUUAGUUGUAACACUAGUCGCUGCAACUACUAACAUACACUCUAGAAACGAGGAUGAGGAUGAUGAAUUCAUGAUCAUAGCUUGAGACGACCCAUAUCAUCAAUCUUCUAUUACAGUGAGGGAUUGGUGUUUUGGAAUCCGAAUAUGGCUCUGGUGAUCCACUGGUACGACUUCGCCUGCUUCGCCAUUGUAGCAGGAGCCGUAGUCUUCGCUCUAUGGAUGCUCAAAAGGAAAGAAGGUUGUGGGAAAUGCGAUUAUGAUCAGACCAUGUAUGAGAGCCUCUUGAUUGCUCAGUCGGACCGAGAUGGGUUUGAAGCUGGGGAAGGUUUAGUUAGGCGCUCAGGUCACCUUGUUUCUACUCAGCUCUGGACUACUUGCUGGCGAGGAGUUCACCCAGUAUGGCUCCUCGCUACAAGAAUGCUCUCUGCUGCCGUCAUGAUCACCCUUCUGUCCUGGGACGUCCGUUCAUACGAUUCCACCAUCUUCCUUUAUUAUACCGAGUGGACUUUUACAUUGGUCAUUGUCUAUUUUGUGGUUGGCACCAUUGUAUCUGCCCAUGGAUGCUGGACGAGUUUUCAGAAAACUGAAUAUGAGGAAGGUGAUAAUGUACAGAAAAGAGAUUUAGAAGAGUGUAAUGGAUCAUCAACCACAAUAUCUUUCAGAACAAACAAAAUCAGGGGCACAAUAAAGUUACAGAGCCAUUGGGAGCAGGAGGAGACAGCGCAAAGGGCUGGAUUUUGGGGAUACCUAAUGCAAACUAUUUAUCAGACUUGUGCAGGUGCUGUAAUGAUCACGGACAUUGUAUUUUGGUUUCUUAUAGUUCCAUUUUUGUCGAUUGAACAUUUUACCCUUAACCUGUUGAUGGGCUGCAUGCAUACUUUCAAUCUUGCGCUUCUUCUCCUUGACACUUCUCUUAACAGCCUUCCAUUCCCUUGGUUCCGGCUAUCGUAUUUCAUACUUUGGAGCUGUCUCUAUGUCACUUUUCAGUGGGUUGUUCAUGCGUGCGGCAUGUCAUGGUGGCCUUAUCCUUUCCUUGAGCUCUCUACUCCAUGGGCACCAGUGUGGUAUUUGUGCUUGGCUGUGGUUCAUAUUCCUUGUUAUGGUAUAUAUGCACUGAUCGAAAAAGCCAAAAAUGCAAUAUUCUCUAAAUGUUUCCCAAAUGCUUACAUAAAAUCUAAUUAGUUCCUUGAUGUUUGCUUUAGUUGUUGAAUUACAGCAUGCUUGCUGGUGAUUAGUUCGAUUGUAUGAUUUGUGUAUAUAGAGGGGAAUGUUCACAGAGUUUCCUCUAUAACUUGGAAAAAGAUUUAUAUCAUACUAUUUUGAAUGGGACUAACUAGAAGCUUUUUAUAUGCUACUGCUUUUCCCUUUGAGAAUCAAUGUAAUAUACAGGUUCUAAAUGGAAGUUUCAUCUGCA
Messenger RNA from Macadamia integrifolia, 1429 nucleotides. RefSeq lists its product as uncharacterized. NCBI's taxonomy places the organism in Eukaryota, Viridiplantae, Streptophyta, Magnoliopsida, Proteales, Proteaceae. The coding region runs from base 160 to 1197 and encodes 345 amino acids. Gene Ontology annotation, cellular component: membrane. The record is from RefSeq and is a predicted model, not a curated record. The transcript is spliced from 8 exons.